CAUUGUAAAGGAGGCGACGGAGCUAGCGCUACGUGUUGUGGCGCACACGGUACAGGAAGUUGCAUUACGACGUGCCAUGACUUUCGAAAUGUCCCGUCUUAGAAGCUCUUUAUAAGAUUGCACAAGGGAAUAUGUCCGGUGUGUCUCUAGACAGAAGCACCCGCUGGCACAGCAUCCAGCAAGGGCUGCAGUUCAUACAGUCUACUUUGCCCUAUCCUGGAAGCCAGGAUGAGUAUGAUGUAUUCAUUCAAGACUUGGUGAAAAAUCUGUUUGGUGAAGGAAAUGAUGUAUACAGAGAAGGGGAAUGGACCAAAUCUGUAGAGCUCUAUGCAGAAGCCUUAAAUGUUGCAGAUUAUGCGAACUCUGAGGAUAUCAACAUUUCUUCCAAUAUUAUUGAAAAGCUGUAUGCUAAUCGUGCUGCUGCAUACUUGAACAUUGGUCUGUAUGACCAAGCACUGGCUGACUGUGACAAAGCAUUACAGCUCAAUGAAGGUAACUACAGAGCUCUGUACCGGAAAGCUAGGUCCCUGAAAGAGAUGGGGAGGCAUAAAGAGGCCUAUGAUGAAGUAGCUAAGUGUUCCCUGGCUGUGCCGCAGGACACAAGUGUUAUAAAACUGACCCAGGAUUUGGCAAAACUGUUGGGGCUUAAAAUACGUAAAGCAUAUGUGAGGAGCAAGCCAACAUUAAAUGUGUUGUCAGGAUCUGGAAAUUCAGGCAUCUCCAGUGAUAAGAGUUGUAACGGGUCUGAAUCUGUGGAAGAUAUUGAACUAGUGGUACAGGCGUCUGUGAGUGAGAACGGGACCAGUGAGACGGGGCCUGAUUGCAGUUUGUCCUCCAUGGAGACAAAAGCAACACCGUUACCCCCACUGUCAGAUGGAGGCGAAAUCCGAGGCAGCGAGUCAUACCCUGUUCCUGAGUCCCGGCUGGAAUAUGAUGCUGAGAUCAUUGGGGAUGAACUGGAUGACCUGAUUGAUAGUGUGAUCCCUGUCGAAUCCCCUGUGGCAGUGCCUGUGAUGAAGGGUACAAUCCCUUUGCCCACCAGUAUAUCCUCUCUUAAUCCGAUUCCUGCAACUUUGGUCCCACCUGGCCAUACCAAUCAUCCAUUUGCACUUAUACCACCCGUGAAUUUGCCCCCUUCUUUCCACCAAACUGGGUCAUCUGGAUACUCGGGACUGAGUCUGGACCCAUUUCCUUGUGUCCUGGAUUCUUUAGAUACUCUUUCAGUCUCUGAUUCCCAGAGCGGAAGUGCUGGGUAUGGACAACAUUCAUUUUUACCUAUGACCUGCAAUGAUAGUACCAUGAGACUUCCAGGAAAAGCGAUCUUAAAUGUUAUGGAUACAUCUAAGGAGUUGGACCUCGCUAAAAAUCCUUUGGCUGACACCCAUGAAUUUUGUCAAGCUUGCUCAGUGUGCUUUGUGAAAUCUGGGCCUGGAUUGUUGGAUUACACCCUGAUGUCAGAAGAACACAAAUGCAAGAAGGACGUACUUCUGGGAAGGCUCAAGCACUCCAGCAACCUUCGAUGGAAGCGGAUUCGACCAAGGCCAACCAAGAAUCAGUAUGAUGGCCCUUAUUAUAUUUGCAAAGAUGUUGCUGGGGGAGAAGAGUGCAGGUAUCCUGGCCACUGCACCUUUGCCUAUUGCCAGGAGGAGAUUGAUGUGUGGACCCUUGAGCGUAAAGGGUUCCUUUCCAGGGACCUGUUGUUCAGUGACAAUAGGAGGGUCAGUUUAUCCAUCCCUAAGAUCCUGCAGGAGCACCAGGGUAUAUUCAUGUUCCUCUGUGGGGUGUGUUUUGACAACAAGCCAAGGAUUAUCAGCAAAACCAGCAAAGACAACCAUUUGCUAUGUUCCCACCCUGUGACAAAACAUACUUUUGAAGAAAACAAAUGCUUGGUGCACAUGGUGGGUGAGCCAUGUGAAAUGCUUCAGCCAGCCACACACCGAGAAAACACGGUGCGGUACACCAAGAUCCGGCGCUACGACCCAACCUGCCAGCUGGACCUGUGCCGGCACGAGGCACGAUAUGGAUGUGUGCGUGAGGAUGCCUGCUUUUUUGCUCACAGCCUCAUUGAGCUGAAGGUGUGGAUGAUGCAGUAUGAGCAACGCAUUCCCCAUGAGAGUAUUGUAGAAGAGUCCAAGAAGUGCUGGAACACAGAAGUCAUUUCCCAAGGGGCCCAGGUUUAUAGUGCUCCUACGAAGUUUGGGCCCCCCAACCUGAAGAUUCGCUUUGUAUGUGGUCAGUGCUGGAGAAAUGGCCAAGUCAAUGAGCCAGACAAAAACAGGAAGUACUGUGUUGCCAAGGCCAGGCAUCCCUGGUCAAAAGACAGACGAGUUGUUCUUGUGAGCUCUGCCGAACGCAAAACAUGGACACAAAUUCGACCUCUUCCAACAAAAAAGCCUAUUCCUUCUCAGUUUGAGAUCUGCUUGCAUGUGUCUUCUGGUAAGAAGUGUCAGUAUGUAGGAAACUGCUCCUUUGCACACAGUCCUGAAGAGCGAGAUCUGUGGACCUUCAUGAAAGACAAUAACAUUGUAGAUUUGGAACAGCUGUAUGAGCUCUGGCUCCAAUCUCAGAAGCCUGGUUGCAGCAAGGAAACAUCCAACUCAUCUACUAGAGAAAAUGGAAAACAGAUUCACAUGCCAACAGAUUAUGCAGAGGAAGUGGCUGGUAACCACUGCUGGCUGUGUGGGAAGAACUGCAACAGUGAAAAGCAGUGGCAGCAACACAUCACCUCGGAAAAGCACAAAGACAAGGUGUUCAAUUCAGAGGAUGACCAAAACUGCUGGCAGUACCGCUUUCCCACCGGCACCUUCAAAAUUUGUGAAAGGUACCUGAAAGGCACUUGUACUGAAAUGGAGAGCUGCAAAUUGGCACAUGGGGAUGAGGAGCUGAAGGAGUGGAAGGACCGCACUGAAUUCCUGUUGAUGAAACUUUCCAAGGCGCGGAAGGACCACUUGAUAGCUCCCAAUGACAAUGAUUUUGGAAAGUAUAGUUUUUUGCUUAAAGAGAUCAAAUAAGGUUUAAAAUGUUAGUGAUCUUUUUUUUUUCUCCUGUUUGAAAAGGCUAAAUUUACAGUGGAAAAACUUUAGUACAGUUAAGCAUGAAGAGAAAUGUUCUCAAAGUACAUUGCAACUGCUUAUCUGAAAUUUAUGGCUGUCUUUUUAUUACCAGUUAAAAAUGUGAUGUAGCUGCCUUCUCUGUUUCCAAUGUCUGAUGUACUUUGUUUCAUGUAUUUCUUGGAGUUAGGAACAGAAGUGGGAAGCCUGACAAUAUCUCCCAAGCCUUUUUUUAAAUCAAGUUUAAAUAUGAACAUAUAUGCUUAUUGAUGUUUUAAUGGAUAUGGACCAUUAAU
This is a messenger RNA of Scleropages formosus (Asian bonytongue), 3346 nucleotides long. It is a transcript of the gene zc3h7a, whose product is annotated as zinc finger CCCH-type containing 7A. The transcript has 23 exons. Bases 132 to 3011 code for a protein of 959 amino acids. Gene Ontology annotation, biological process: miRNA processing. Gene Ontology annotation, molecular function: miRNA binding; metal ion binding; protein binding. Lineage: Eukaryota; Metazoa; Chordata; Actinopteri; Osteoglossiformes; Osteoglossidae. The record is from RefSeq and is a predicted model, not a curated record.